This is a messenger RNA of Suillus plorans, 1658 nucleotides long. RefSeq lists its product as uncharacterized. The record is from RefSeq and is a predicted model, not a curated record. Lineage: Eukaryota; Fungi; Basidiomycota; Agaricomycetes; Boletales; Suillaceae. The transcript is spliced from 7 exons. Gene Ontology annotation, molecular function: oxidoreductase activity. The coding region runs from base 1 to 1350 and encodes 449 amino acids.
AUGAACGAAAAGGUUUACGACGAGAAAGCAGAAAGACUCUUCCCAACUCCAUCUCCUCCACCGACAGUACUUUGUCCACAGAGGUGGCCAGGAUUCAACUUCAAAUCAUUGACCGCGGUGCCGCACGUAUUGAUCGACAACUACACUCGAUAUCACAUCUUUAGGAAUUACAUCAAGUUUCACAACGGCCCCGUGAUGGAAGGAUUCUACAAGCGGGACAUCAAAAUUCAGAGAGAUGCCUUUGUAUCACCCCACCCAAUCACAUCGCAGAAUUUUGUUGACCAUCUCGGUGAUGAAAACUACUAUGAAGCAUAUACCACUUCCUUUGCUAAGGCCAUCGAAGAGAAGGCCGCCUCUGCAACUUUGGAUGAAUUCAUUUUUUCCGAGAAGUAUAACUUCCAGCCUGGAAGAGACGCGAAAAGCCACCCGGAGGUGUUGUGCCGAUUCGUAGAUGCAGUCAUGCAUCCAUUGAUUCAUUGUGGACAUGGCGUCGAAUUUGGUUUAAAAGGCACGCUUGCUGAGGGGCUUUCGAUGGCGGCAAUACACGAGGUUCGUUAUCCGGAUUUCCUUCCGUCGUCUAUGUUCGUCGCCCGGCCUAGCGAUGACAUCGGCGCUAUGAUGAACAAUUUUGCGUCGUCGGUACUCGAUGACCAGUCGUCUGCGAUGCCUCUCAAGGCACCAAGUGGACAAGAUACUCACUCUUUCUCAAUCCUUGCUCGAGUUCUCAAGGACCCCAGCCUUGCAAUCCGCGAUCACGUUCAGAAAUGGACAGUGGAUUCAUCCAGACCAGGAGAGAUCGAACGCAAGAUGGAAGAGUGUAUUGGGACCUCCUCGGUAAUAUAUGCUCUCGGAGGAUGGAGAAACGGUUUUCCCGCCGAUUUCUUCCUGAUGCAUAUGGUCACUUCAAGUAUCUUCCUCCCUUCACUCAUCGUAUACUUGUCUCCUCGAGCACAAGCCCUACUUCUUCGCGCAUACCUCUUAAGUGUUGUUGCAUGGUUCGUGGCACGCGGCCGCCCCCCCCUGAAUUUCAAGUCCUUCUUUGAGUCGACGCCCACGAUACCGAACCCCCCAAACAGCCUCGCUACAUCUAACUCAUUCCUUCCUCUCGUUCAAUCAUCUAUGAUGCAUCCCAGUGAGCAUCACCCCAAGAUCCAACGAGCUUUCGCAUACUUCUCCACCAUUUACGGGAUCCGGCCGAAAGGAUAUUUUGCCGAAACUGAACUAGAUGGGGCAGAAGAACUUGACGGCUCGUUGUUCGUGCGAGCAGCGGUGUUGAAUGCAGAUUAUAUGGGAUGGACUAGAGAAGGGGAAGAGGCGAGAAAUUGGAGUUACGAAGGGUUCUAUGUGUAAGUGGUGAGGGAGAUCGGAGCACAGUGACUGUUGGUUUGAAACAAGGGUGGGGGUUAGCUCAAGAUGAAUCUAACUGAUACUCCUUCAAGCUUCAGGUGUUAUGAUACGGCCAAGGUUCAGAACAGAAGAAGUCAGUGAUGUAUUACAACCCGCAGAAUCGUGUCAGAGAAAACGAAAAGGGCAUCUGGUAGUCAAGUAUACAACAGCUAAAGCUAAAGUACAGAGUCUGUGCGGCACUGUAACGAUUACAAAUCAUAUUAGCGGUGCCGGUAGACAUCCGUAGUGCGACACAAAAUCGUCCCCAUCAG